GCGCGCCAGUCGAGCGCCGCGGCUCGUUCGAAACGGAGAAACCACGCUCAACCCGGAGAGCUUGCAAGCACACGUGGACUCGCGCGUUUCACGGUGCGGCUUGAAUUUUUCACCCUCGACACUUCUCUCAUGGGGCAACGAGUCGAGUGGACUGGAGCUUCGUGGCGACGGAAAUAAUUAAUAGAGAGAAAUAAUCGCGAACAACAAGUGAAGUCGGAUAGUUUCGUUUAAUAUGUUCGCGCAUCGAGGAUCCGAGGAUUCGUCGAUAGCGAGUCACCGCCGUUCGGUGCCAAGAGUGCGAAAGCGACUCCGCGCGGAGAAAUCAGCCGAACUGCCUCGAGACGCUGCCGAGCACACCGAGACGAUUUAAGAUGCUAGAGUACUGGAUGGGGAGCAACGAGAGCGCCCCGAACGCGAGCGAAUUCGAGAUCCAGGAGGUGAUCGAGGAUCCGGGCUCGGCCAGCCUCUUCGCCGGCUAUCCAGCUUGGCUCCUCUACUUUGCCGCCGGCUGCUGUGCCCUCUUCAUGCUCAUCGGCAUACCCGGCAAUCUCAUCACCGUCGCCGCCCUCUUCCGCACCAAAAAGCUGAGAAACGCAACGGCCGUCUUCAUAAUGAACCUCUCGAUGUCGGACCUGAUGUUCUGCUGCUUCAACCUGCCCCUGGCGACGUCGACCUUUUGGCACGGCUCCUGGCUCCACGGACCACUUCUCUGCCGUCUCUUUCCUCUGCUGAGGUACGGCCUCGUCGCCGUGAGCCUCUUCACCGUACUCGCCAUCACCAUCAACCGGUACGUCAUGAUCGGACACCCCAGACUCUACCCCAAGUUGUACAAGCCCAAGUACCUCGUGCUGAUGGUACUGGCCACGUGGAUAGGCGGCUUCGGAGCGCUCAUACCGACUUGGUUCGAGCAGUGGGGUCGAUUUGGACUGGAUCCGGUUAUAGGAAGCUGUUCCAUACUACCCGACGUCUACGGGCGCAGUCCCAAGGAGUUUCUCUUCAUUCUGGCUUUUCUGGCGCCCUGUAUAGCCAUCGUCGUUUGUUACGCCAGGAUCUUCUACAUCGUCAGGAAGACGGCGAUGAAGAGCAGGAGGAGGGACGAGGCCACCCGGCAACUUGUGCAUUCGAAUUUCGAGUUGAUGGGCUUCGAGGCCAAGUGCUCGAAGAACAUGGAAGACUCGGCGAUCGGUUCGAUGAGCUGCCAGGUGACGCACACGACUAUCAGCGAAAACGGCGGUUCGCCCCUCAAGUGCGACCAUCAGGGUCUGAUGGUGGCAAUGGCUCGAGCCCGUUCCCCGUCCCUCCGUAAGAUAUCCCUGCCGAGAUUCGUCGAGCGAUCGGACGACGUGACGGCCAGUAGCGUCAGCCACCAGAACGAGCAGUCGGACCCGGACUUCCGAGGAGUCGUCAUCCCCGAGCUCAGAGUCCAGGACAACAACAGGUCCGACUUGGACGUCUGCUGCGGCCAGACCGAGUUCGCCAAGAGUCUCGAGACUCUGCCGUACAUAGAUGUCAGCAGCUCGACUCAGACGGGCAAUGGAAACGCUGGAGGAGAACAGAUACUCGACUCGCACUCCCUGCAAAAGGCCAGCAACACUUCCAGGUUUCUCAGUCCUCCCGCUACCUGCAGAUACGACGAGGUCUCGGACGACUGCGUGAGUUCUCGUUCGGACUCGCCGUCAGAACGUCGACGCGCGAGCAACGGCAGUCGUCGCGGCGACGUAACCCCGACGGGCAGUCGAGUCUUGCGUCGCGAGUCACGUUUUCGCAGCGUCCGCGGCCGAAGCUUCGAGACCGGUAAAAUGACGGCCAAGGACAAGAAGCUCCUGAAGAUGAUCCUCGUGAUCUUCUCUUCCUUCCUGAUCUGCUACCUGCCCAUCACCAUCACCAAGACGUUCAAGAACGUGAUCGACUGGCGGGGCCUGAACAUCGCUGGCUACAUCCUCAUCUACCUGACGACCUGCAUCAACCCCGUCAUCUACGUGGUCAUGAGCUCGGAGUAUCGAAGCGCCUACAAGAACGUCCUGCUCUGCAGAAGCGAGUCAAGCAAUGCGGGGAAUACCGGAGCCAACGCCGUUUGCAACGAGAAGCGACGGGCCAGACAGAAACUGGAAGACGGACCGAGGAACAGCAGCAGGAAGACUCAGAGGAACGGCUGAAGCGAUGAAGACUGAAGGUGUACCAAGGAUUUUUUCGAUACUCUUGAUUCCUGAUUGUGAAUGAAUGUCGUAUUAUAAUAUUAACGGAGCGAGCGAAUCUCUUAACUGUUUGUAUAAUGAGGCGACUGGAGGAUGAAUGUUUUAUUAUGGAUAUGUAGACAUCAGUAGCCGAUGUUUUCGUAUGACAUUUUUAUAUAACGAUCGUAGCUAUGAUUUGUACUUUUUCUUACAUUGAGGCGAAUUCUGCAUGGGAUCGUAUACUGAGAUCGAUUACGAGACUCUUUUGAAGACUGCUGACUUUUGUUGUAUUAUGGACGUACAUUUUACAAAGAUUUUGCGAUUUCUCAGAGCUUUUAUUCGAGUUUUACUCUACAUUUAUACAAUGCCGCAAAACAUAACGUUUUAUGCAAAAUCGAUAUCGUCGACUUUCACCAUUAGAAUGUUUCAUAAUUCUCAAAUUUUAAGAGGAACGAGCAAACGAUGCAAUUGGCUUAUGUCGUAUACGUAACUUCGUUAUCGGUCAAUUUUUUACUAAACUUAUUCCGUUAAGUUGAGUGACAGUGUCGUUAUGUUGCACAAAAGAAAAAGUAUUGUGUAAUGUAAAAAUCACCCGCAAUAAUAUGUUGUUACUAUUUUGUUAAGGUUCUUGUGUGAUACGAAUCGGUGUCUUCUGUAAAAGCGCUGUGAACAUAACGAGAGGACUAACGAUCCUUAUAUAUGCGAGAGAAGAAUGUUUUCUGUACUUAUUUGCAGGACGUGUGCGGCGAGUGUACAUAGAUUUAUUAUUUACGGACGGAAGAUCACAAGUAAUAAGAGAGAUAUGGAAAAGAGGCUACGAGUCAUUGUUUAUGUAUUAUAUUCUCUUCGAAUAUAUAAUUAUUAUCGAAUUAGCCGAAAAUAUUUUUUAAUACUGAUUUCGAUUAUGAUUUGUAUAGAAAAGUUCAAUAGAUUAUUGAUAGAACGAUUAAGAUGAUUAUUUAAAUAUGUGUAUUAUUUUAUUAGAUACAAUAAACAACAAUAUUAAUUACAAAAUUUAC
Nasonia vitripennis (jewel wasp) is the source of this 3193-nucleotide messenger RNA. RefSeq names its product G-protein coupled receptor moody. Lineage: Eukaryota; Metazoa; Arthropoda; Insecta; Hymenoptera; Pteromalidae. Gene Ontology annotation, cellular component: membrane. Gene Ontology annotation, biological process: G protein-coupled receptor signaling pathway. The record is from RefSeq and is a predicted model, not a curated record. The transcript has 6 exons. Bases 372 to 2156 code for a protein of 594 amino acids. Gene Ontology annotation, molecular function: G protein-coupled peptide receptor activity.